AGUGCCUUGGUAUAUUCUGGGUAUAUUCUGGGUAUAGUGUCUUGGCAUAUUCGGGGUACAAUGUCUGAAUAUAAUGUUUGAAUAUGAUGCGCGAGUAUUAAUGUCUAGGUAUACUCUGAGUAUUAAUGUCUGGGUGUACUGGGUAUAAUGUCUGGGUGUACUGGGUAUAAUGUCUGGGUAUAAGGAGUAUAUUCUGGAUAUGUCUGUGUAUUGAUGUGCUGAUAUAAUGUGAUGUUAUUGUCUGGGUAUACCGGUAAGAUGGCUGGGUAUAAUGUAUGGGUAUACUGGGUAUAUUAUGGGCAUACUAUGGAUGUUACGGUCUUGGUUUACUGGGCAUGGUGUCCUGGUAUAUUGUGUGGUUAAAAUUUUCUGGGUAUACUGGGAAAUUAGGUAUAUUCUGGAUAUGUCUGGGUAUCGAUGUGUUGAUAUAAUGUGAUAUUAUUUUUGUCUGGGG
Molecule: messenger RNA, 454 nt
Organism: Metschnikowia bicuspidata var. bicuspidata NRRL YB-4993
Lineage: Eukaryota; Fungi; Ascomycota; Pichiomycetes; Serinales; Metschnikowiaceae
Exons: 1
Source: RefSeq, a predicted model, not a curated record